Messenger RNA from Biomphalaria glabrata, 1851 nucleotides. RefSeq lists its product as uncharacterized. The transcript is spliced from 5 exons. The coding region runs from base 188 to 679 and encodes 163 amino acids. NCBI's taxonomy places the organism in Eukaryota, Metazoa, Mollusca, Gastropoda, Planorbidae. The record is from RefSeq and is a predicted model, not a curated record.
UAAUAAGAGUGACCAAAGACGAAUUUUUGUUAGUUUGGAGCAAUUUGGGCGUACAGAGUAUAGGAUAGAUUCUAGGUCUGUAGAGUCGAAAGAGUUCAGAGUGUUUUCCAGACCUUGACCUAGAUCUAUAUAUCUAUAUUAAUAAUAUAGAUCUAUAUAAAUCUAGAUCUACUCGUUCGAAUUUCAAAUGGGUAAUAAGAAGAAUGGAAGCAGAAGUAAAAAAAGAAAGUUUCAUGGCAAUAAAUUUACGCUCAGCCGUAAAAUUAAAAUAGAUCUGCCAGAAGCUACUUCAGUUAGAUCUACAUCUAGCCUUCAGCCACUUCACUGUCUUCAGGCUCAGCCUCAGGAUGCAAGCAAAAAAAAUAUAUUUGCUCAAAUAGGCUUGCCUUAUUUGGAAACAAAAGUCUUGCUGCCAUUAGAGUCUGAACCCAAAAUAGUAAAUGUCCCUUUGGAACAAGAUCUAACAGUGUUGGAUGUGAAAUCACUUAUAGAAGGAGUUACACAAAAAGACUUAACUGAAUAUCAGCACAUGAUAGCUGUGAAUAUCAUGGAUGUGACUUGCCUGCAAAAAGAACAGAAAAUAGCCACAUAUUUUGCAAAGCUGGAAGAUGGUUACAUCACAUUUUUAAAACAGACUAUUGAGAUUCCAGUCAGACCACAGAUGGAAGUAGGAACUUAACAGAUCUGAUCAUUGUUGUUGUGUUGAUAUGAUGCUUUGCUAUUUAUGAACAAAUGUCAAGUUGGUAUUUUGUCAUGUAUAUACUUUGACAAACGUUUUUAUUAUUUUAUAAUUUAAGAAAUGGUUCUUUUUUAACAUUAUUUCAAUGAAAUCUCAUAACUUGCCAUCUAUAUCAUCUGUCCUUUAUCUUCCUCAUGGAACAUGCUAGUCUUAUAAUUGCUUAUUAAAAUAUUAAUUCUUUCCUGCCCUCUCUUCAUCUAGAUCAGUGUUUCCCAAACUAUGUUUCGCGUAACCCAUGUGUUCCGUGAGGUCUCAAUAUGUGUUCCACGAGCUGCUGAAAUAAUUAAGCAGUAGGCCACCUGAGAAUAAACCUCUCUAAAAAAAUAAGCAAUGUGUUCCGCUAAAUACUCAGAAUGAGAGACGUGUUCCGUUAAAGAAAAGUUUGGGAAACACUGAUCUAGAUCACUGGGUCACCCUUUUUAUCUUUACAAGAAAGAAUGUUAAAGAGUUUUGAAUAAAAUGGAAGUUGCUGCAUGACUUGCUCUCUUGUUUUAGUCUUUCAGUUCUAAAUGUAUAAGAGUUGUAGCAAUGGAAGCAACUAAUAAUAAAGAAACUAUAAUUGAUUCUGAUUUAGGGGCUCAGCAAAACUUAUUCUAAUGAAUAUUUUCAAAACAUGUUAUCAUGUGGCCAACAGUGUCUCUACUUUUCCCAACUUAAGUCAGGUACCUAUUAGAGUUGGAUGGACACAGGGAGGCUUUAAGAAUUCUGAAAUCAUAAUCAUAAUUUUUUUAGCUGUAUGGCAGGUAAUCACCAAGUUAAUUCUGAAAUCAUAAUCAUAAUUUUUUUAGCUGUAUGGCAGGUAAUCACCAAGUUUUCAAUGUUUAAAAAUCAUCAGAUACUCUUGGCAAGAAAGAUAUUUUGAAAACAACCUAACCCAAAUGAAGUAUAAACACUUUACUUUAUACGUCUUAAGACUCUUGUCUUCAAAGAACCUUUAUACAAAGUCUUGCUCAAUAACAACUUCACAUUUAUAAUCCCUGAUGAUGUUAUCAAGUGCAGCGUCUAAUUAACUUUAUAUUUAAACAUUUUAAGAUAUAAAUGUUUCCUUCACUUUUUGGCUCUGAUAGGCUUCUUGAAUCAAUAUAUCUGAUUUUUUUUUUUUUAAACUAUUG